ACACAACAUUAAACAUUUAGUAUUUACAAAAAAGUGAAAAGUAAAAACUAAAAUUACAAGUAGUUCUUUACAAAUAUUUUCCUUUUUUUUUUCGUUAAAGCUAUUACCAAAAAGUUGUACGUUUAAAAUGUUUGACAAUGUUCUACAACUCAUAACCGUACUAAAAAUUACUUUAAGUAUAUCAUAAAAAAAUAUUAGAAUUUCACAUUCAUUCAAAAUGAGGAAAGAUAAAACAGGAGACAAUGCUAGACCAUACAAAUUAGCCCACCAGCUAGUAAGUUUAACGGGAAUUAGUUUUCAAAGAAGAAAUAUAUUGGGCAUGGUAGAGCUUACGAUUAUUCCUUUGCAAAAUAACUUAAGAUUUAUAAAGCUUAAUGCAAAACAAUGUCGUAUUUAUCGUGUAACAGUAAAUGAUAAUAUUGAAGCUCCAUUUCAGUACUACGAUCCUUUUAUUGAUAUCACUCAGGAUAAACAUGACGAACCCACUUUAAGUAUUUUUUCUACGUGUCACUUGGAUGCUGCUCAAGGGACUGAUCCAGACAACAACAAUGGGGAAUUAGUUAUAAGUCUGCCACCAGAGAUUACAUCAUUUGUAAAUGACAGUACAACAUUUAAAAUAAAUAUAGAGUAUUCUUUAGAACAACCAAGCGGUGGUGUUCAUUUUGUAAUUCCAGAUGGAGAAGGAUCUUUAACAGAAAGGCGAGCUCACAUGUAUACCAGAUGUUUUGAAAAUUCUUCGCGCUUAUGGUUCCCCUGUGUGGAUAGUUAUGCAGAGCCUUGCACUUGGGACUUAGAGUUUACCGUUGAUGAAAAUAUGAUUGCAGUGUCCUGCGGAGAUUUAAUUGAAGUUGUAGCAGCCCCAGAUUUAAGACGCAAAACAUAUUACUAUCACUUAUCAAUGCCAACGAGUGCACCGAAUAUUGCAUUGGCUGUAGGACCUUUUGAAAUAUAUGUUGACCCAACAAUGCAUAUAAUAACGCAUUUUUGUUUACCUGGACUAUCAGAACUAUUACCUUUAGCUGCAAAAUAUACUCAUGAAGCAUUAGAAUUUUAUGAAGACACACUUUCUAAUGGUUACCCUUACAGUUGUUAUAAGCAAGUAUUUGUAGAUGAAACUCCUACCAACUAUGCAUCAUAUGCAUCAAUGGGCAUAAUGAGUGUAAAUGUUCUUCAUCCAAAACAAAUCAUUGAUCAAGUUUACACAUCGAAAAAAGUUCUAGCCCAAGUUAUGGCUGAACAAUUUUUCGGUUGUUUCAUUUCGACCCAAAAUUGGUCAGAUUGGUGGCUUACAUGUGGUAUAGCACUAUAUAUGUCUGGUCUGUUUGCUAAAAAAUGUUUUGGAAACAAUUCUUAUCGUGAAUGGAUUCACAAUGAGCUGACGAGUUUAGUGCGUUACGAAGAAGAAAUUGGACCAAUAGUUUUAGACCCCACACAACAACCAGCUCCAACAAGUAGUGGCCUUUUAAGUCCAGGAGGUUCGUCCAAUCCAGGGCUAUCGUUAUCUUUCAAUAGCGUACAAAAUGCCAAUGAUACUUCUAAUUUCUAUUUUUCGACACGUAGUCUGCACACAAUAUCUCCACGAUAUUUUCACUAUAUGACAAAAAAAGCUCAUCUUGUACUACGAAUGUUAGAAAAUCGUAUUGGUUACUCACUUUUAUUACAGGUAUUGAACAAGCAUUUAUCUUUAGCAAGUAAUGCUUCACAAAAUCCCAUGAGUUCUGGAUUAUGGGGACACAUGUUGAUCAGUACUAACAUAUUUAACAAAACUAUUUUCACGGUGUCAGGAAUAGACAUGUCAGUCUUUAUCGAUCAGUGGGUCAGAACAGGCGGCCAUGCUAAAUUUACAUGCACUUUUGUAUUCAAUAGGAAAAGAAAUACAUUAGAGCUGGAAAUUAGACAAGAUGCAGUAUCUCAAAGGGGUAUACGAAAAUAUGUUGGUCCGUUGCUGGUCAGUAUUCAAGAAUUAGAUGGUCCGUUUAAACAUACGUUGCAAAUUGAAGGAAAUGUUGCUCGUGCAGAUAUUACAUGCCAUUCUAAAAGUAGACGCAAUAAGAAGAAAAAAAUUCCAUUGUGUACUGGAGAUGAGGUGGACAUUGACUUAAAUGCAAUGGAUAAUGAUUCGCCAGUGUUAUGGAUUCGAUUAGAUCCGGAAAUGACUAUUUUACGAAGCUGUAUAAUAGAACAACCUGAAUAUCAAUGGAACUAUCAAUUAAGACAUGAAAAAGACGUGACAGCUCAGGUGGAAGCUGUCGUUGCACUCGAUAAAUUUCCAACAAUUGCUACACGUAAUGCUUUAAGUGACAUUAUUGAAAAUGAACAAGUUUAUAUAAAUAUACGAUGUAAAGCCGCACAUUGUUUAACAAAGAUUGCUAACGCAAUGGUUACUAAUUGGACUGGACCACCAGCUAUGUUGGCAACAUUUAAAAAGAUGUUUGGUUCAUUUUCUUGUCCACACAUCAUUAGACAAAAUAAUUUUUCGAACGUACAACAUUAUUAUCUUCAAAAGACAAUUCCAGUUGCGAUGGCCGGGUUGAGAAAUUCUCACGGAAUAUGUCCUCCUGAAAUAUUAAAAUUUAUAUUAGAUUUAUUUAAGUACAACGACAAUAGUAAAAAUAGAUACUCUGAUAAUUAUUAUAGAGCUGCUUUGAUUGAUGCCCUAGGAGCAACUAUUACUCCUGUUAUAUCGUUAAUGCAAAAAGCUUGUGAUAUAACAGCAGAUUCAUUGUCUGGCGAUUCAAAACUUAUACUUGAAGAGAUUACUCAGCAUUUAAAUGUAGAAAAACGAUUACCAACAUACAAGUGCCCAGUCACCAUAUCCUGUUUGAAAGCUAUUAGAAAAUUACAAAAAUUUGGUCAUUUGCCGAAUAAUCCCAACAUAUUUCGCUCUUAUGCGUCAUAUGGCAAUUUUAUUGAUGUCAGGCUAUGUGCAUUAGAAGCAUUGGUUGACUUUACAUGUUUAGAUGGGCGCUGGGACGAUUUAAAAUAUUUAAUUGACAUAGCCGAUAGUGAUCCAGAUCCUAAAGUUCGCAACGAACUUGUUCGAAUGCUAUGUAAAAAUCCCCCAUUCACUCCAAAGAAACCAAAUAGCAGACUUAACAAUGACUACCUCUUUCAUCAUUUGUGGAAAUUAAUUAACUCUCUACUUUCUUAUGACACAACAUUAAGGUGCAACUUUGUCGAUCUAUAUUAUACAUUAUUUGGACGGCAAAAAAUGUUGCGCACCGAAAUUGCUGCGUUAUACAAACCCAUUAAAGUUGAAGUAGAAGCAAAAUCAUGUAUGCUUCCAAAUAUAAUCGUUGAGCCAGAUAAUGUUUCAAAUGAUGAACGUGGCAUUAAAAGAAGUGCAGAUUUUGAAAACCAGUUACUAGUUGCAGAAGUAAUUGAUGAUACAGUAAAAGUGGAACAUGACCACAUUGACGAUGCAUUCGAUUAUGAUGAAUUACAAUAUCAGAAAAGGAUUAAACCUGAAAUAAAAGAGGAAGUUGCUGAGCCUCAUGAUGUAGAAAAGAAUAUUAUUAUAAUUCCAAAUAUUCAGCCAACAUUUGAAAUCAACGAAGGCAAAUCUAAGACUGAAUAUUUUUCGGAAAACUCUGCGUCUCUUCCGGGUAUUAUGGUGUCAAGUACAUCUGGACCUGUGGGCUUUGAGCCCGGAAUGUUCAAAAUAAAACCAGAAGAACCACCUACUAAACAAAUAACUCAAACAGAAAGUCGACACCACCAUCACCAUCAUCAUCACCACCAUCAUCAUAGUAAAGUUGAUGGAUCAAGUACUUCUAGCAAGAAAAGGAAAAAAGAAAAAAAGAAGCAUAAGCAUAAACAUAAGCACAGGCAUGAUCACAAACAUAAGCAGGACAAAGGAAAAGAAAAAAGUAAAGAGGAGAAUAUUGUGAUUAGAGUAAAGGAGGAGACCUUGACAUCUGGUAGUUCUAGUAGCGAAGAGACAUCAAGAGACUUAAGCGUAUUUAUAUAAGAAUUUAAGAUAGGUUAUAUAUUUUUAAAACAAGUGAUUGGAACAUGAAAAACUUAAUUGUCCAUAAUAACAUUUGUUAUUAUUAAUUACAGAAUGUUUUAAUUUGACAUUACAUGCUUUAUUUUCUGCUGCAUUUAAAUGAUAUAGUUAAUUUGUUAUAUAUUAAGUUAUGUUUACAAAAAGGAUGGAUAUAUUUUAAGUACCUAUUUAUUGUUUAUUAAUAAAUCAUGGUUUGCAUGUAAUACAUUUAUAAGAUUCGGAAGGUUUUGUUUACAAUAUUUUGUAAUUAUUAACAUUUUUACUUUAAUUUUAAUACAUUUUGUUAUUUUAUAAAUUCCUAUUUUCCAACAACGGGAACAGCGCUGAGCAGCCUUCAUGUUGCAUUACUACCAGCCAGUUGCAUUUCAGCCCACACUGCA
Adelges cooleyi (spruce gall adelgid) is the source of this 4389-nucleotide messenger RNA. RefSeq names its product transcription initiation factor TFIID subunit 2 (gene Taf2). Gene Ontology annotation, biological process: transcription initiation at RNA polymerase II promoter. The transcript has 19 exons. The coding region runs from base 218 to 3970 and encodes 1250 amino acids. The record is from RefSeq and is a predicted model, not a curated record. Gene Ontology annotation, cellular component: transcription factor TFIID complex. NCBI's taxonomy places the organism in Eukaryota, Metazoa, Arthropoda, Insecta, Hemiptera, Adelgidae. Gene Ontology annotation, molecular function: transcription cis-regulatory region binding; chromatin binding; RNA polymerase II general transcription initiation factor activity.